AUGCGGCUCGGGCUGCGGCGGCAGACGACGGGCCGACGGCGGCUGCUCGCGCGGACUGCGGGCCGGCGGGCGGCGCGCGGCGCGGCGCCGACGGGACCCCGCCCGCGCGCCGUCGCUCCGCACCGCUGCUCCUCUCCCUCCCGAUUCCUCCGUACUCUAUACGAGCAAGCCGAGAUGGGGAGUGUAAAGGAUGACCCCCAUAAACCGGGUAGCAGUGUUGGACACUCUUUGGAAAUUUUCUUGUUUUCUAAUGGACAACGAGACUCCCCUCCUAGAAAAUAUAAUGUGCGUGUCGAUGACCGAUGUGAUAUUACGUUGAGCUUCUUGGCGCGCUCACAAAACGGAUCAGAACACAAUAUAGAACUCUACACUACCGAUGGUAAAAAAAUAAGAAGAGCUCAAGAAUUAGGCAAUGGAGCGACCUACGUAGCAGUGGAGCCUCCGCAGGCGUUCAUCUCGUCCGGCUACAACGACUACCUUAUGAAAGCAUCAAGGCAUGUGUAUAUUUAUCAGAUUUUAAUUCAGAAGAUUCGUGUUUCAAAUAAUUGUGAUAUGUACUGGCUACUGGGCACACAGUCAGACCUACGGUUCUAA
Cydia amplana is the source of this 594-nucleotide messenger RNA. RefSeq lists its product as uncharacterized. Lineage: Eukaryota; Metazoa; Arthropoda; Insecta; Lepidoptera; Tortricidae. The transcript is spliced from 4 exons. The coding region runs from base 1 to 594 and encodes 197 amino acids. Gene Ontology annotation, biological process: intracellular signal transduction. The record is from RefSeq and is a predicted model, not a curated record.